Molecule: messenger RNA, 4257 nt
Organism: Penicillium riverlandense
Lineage: Eukaryota; Fungi; Ascomycota; Eurotiomycetes; Eurotiales; Aspergillaceae
Product: putative jumonji family transcription factor
Exons: 4
Biological process (GO): chromatin remodeling
Cellular component (GO): nucleus
Molecular function (GO): histone H3K9 demethylase activity; histone H3K36 demethylase activity
Source: RefSeq, a predicted model, not a curated record
GGUCGCGCCCUUCGACGACGGCAUCCGACCCUCACCCCCAACCCACCGCUGUCCAUCAUGGCGGCCACACUCGAACAGCCACCCGUCGACUUGCUCGGGGGCGGCCCGGCGGUUGAUUCCGUCUCGAUCACUCCACCGCAGAGCGCCAACGGCAAGAAGGAAGCUCCCGAAAGCGUGCCUUCUGAGUUGUCCGACCUUGAGCUGGACUCCAAACCCGCCGCGGUAGAACCCGAAGAGAAACCGAUCAAGCAGGAAGAAGCGGAGGAGGAGGAAGAAGAAGAAAUCGAACCCGACCACUACUAUGGCGGCGGCAAGAUCCCUGUCUUCAAGCCGACCAUGGACCAAUUCCGUGAUUUCCAGUCAUUCAUCAAAAGAAUCGACAGACAUGGAAUGCAAGCAGGAAUAGUCAAAGUCGUUCCUCCAAAGGAAUGGUCCGAGUCACUCCCUCAACUCGACGAGGCCGUCAAGAAAAUUCGCGUGAAGAACCCGAUCAUGCAGGAAUUCCACGGAUCCCACGGUACCUACACGCAAGCGAAUAUUGAACGACAACGCUCCUACAAUCUGCCUCAGUGGAAGGGCUUGUGCGAUGAGAGCAGUCACCAGCCACCAGCCCGGCGUGGAGAAAGACGUCGAAACCUAGAAAGAACGAGCCGAGUUGCCUCCACACCGCGGCCCCAAGCCCCUCGACCGGCCGAUGGUCAGAAACGCCGUCCAGGCCGUCCUCCCAAAAGGACGAAAGUCAAGGAAGAGCCUCUCGCGGAAGAUGGGGAUAAGUCGAAACCUGAAGGACCUCCGACACCAGUGUCCCCCGAAUCCAACCCCGUCGAAGCGAAGAGUGAGGAUCUGAGCGAGGGCGAGUCCCUGCCUGCCCCGAAGCCCAAAGGCCGACAAGCCAAGUCCGUCAAUGCACGACGAAAGAACAACCGGGGCGAUAUGGUGGAUUACGUGGAUGAAGAAGCCUUCCAGGGGUUUGACUAUCGAAUCCACGAUAACGAGGAUUAUACCGCAGAACGAUGUGAAGAACUGGAGACGUCAUACUGGAAGUCGCUGAUGUACAACAAUCCAAUGUACGGCGCUGAUAUGCCGGGCUCACUUUUCAACGACUCGACCACCUCUUGGAACGUUGCCAAACUCCCGAACCUCCUCGACGUCCUCGGACAGAAAGUGCCUGGUGUCAAUACGGCCUAUCUCUACCUGGGAAUGUGGAAGGCGACGUUUGCCUGGCAUCUGGAAGACGUCGACCUAUACAGUAUCAACUACAUCCAUUUCGGUGCCCCCAAGCAGUGGUACAGCAUCUCGCAGGAGGAUGCACCUCGCUUCGAACAGGCCAUGCGCAGUAUUUGGUCGAGUGAUGCGAAGAAUUGCGACCAGUUCCUCCGCCACAAGACUUAUCUGGUCUCCCCCAGUCUUCUCAAGUCGCAAUACGGAAUCACCGUCAACCGCCUGGUCCAUUACGAAGGGGAGUUUGUCAUCACGUUCCCCUACGGCUACCACUCCGGCUACAACGUGGGGUACAACUGUGCGGAGUCGGUCAACUUCGCAACUGAAAAAUGGUUGGACUACGGUCGUAUCGCCAAGAAAUGUCACUGUGAAGAGGACAGCGUCUGGAUCGAUGUGGACGAGAUCGAACGCAAAAUGCGCGGCGAGAGCACUCCGGAAUACUAUGGCGAAUUCGACAGCGAAUUCGAGGGAGCGUCGGAUCUUCUCACGCCCCCGCGUAGCGUGCCCGAAAAGACGCCCUCCAACCGUGGUCGAAAGCGGAAACACGGCGGCGACGGGCCGAGGACCAAACGACCCAAACUCCACCCAGACGGACCCCGAAAGAUCCCGUGUCUGUUAUGCCCUAACGAUCUGGACUAUGAGGAUUUGCUUCCGACCGAAAAUGGCAAGGGCCAUGUGCAUCGUCGGUGUGCGGCCUUCAUCGAAGAGACGAGCAUUCUGCGCAGUGAGUCCGGGCAAGAGGUGGUGUGCGACAUUGAUAAGAUCCCCAAGGCUCGCCUGGAACUCAAAUGUCUGUUUUGCCGUGAGGUCCGCGGUGCUUGCUUCCAGUGCAAUUUCGGCAAAUGCACGCGCGCCUACCAUGCCACUUGUGCUCUUCUGGCCGGCGUUGCAAUCGAACAUGGCUCUAUCGCGGUGAUUGCCGACGAUGGCAACACAUACUCCUUGCCCAGCGUUGACCUGAAGUGCAAGUUCCACCGUCAGAAGCGACCUGCCGGGAUCUCGGGCGAGUCGUUGGAUUCCGAUCGCCGCGUGAACCAAGGCGCUCGCCGUCUGGUGCAGGGUGACCUGAUCCAGUUCCAGGCUGACAAGGAGAUCAAUGGCGCCAUUGUCCUUCAGAAUCGCCCGGAGGAGCGAUCUCUGCUGCUCAAGGUCCUUCCCCGAGGGGAUGUGAUCGAGCUGCCGUAUCGCUGGAUGCUGGUUGUUCGCAGAAGCAAUUUUGCGCCCCUCGUGCCAGGGAUCCAACCCCUCCCGGCCCACCUUGCGCGAAAGCCCGAACAGCGGAAGGAGUUGGAGUCCGCUCUCCCAGUGGCAGGCAGUGCCUUUGGCGACAGCCACUCUCCCUAUCAGUGGGCCGAGUUUGAAACGGUGGAGGCUACUAAGAAUGCCCCACCGGUGACGGUCAACCUCGACAAAGGCGAACAAUUGUGGUACUAUUUGGGCGCGCAGUCGACGGAGAGUAGGGCACAGUAUACACACAACCCUAGCGUCCGCGUCCACAACCCGCGGGCCAAUUUCCUCGACAGCGUCAGAGCGGGUCUGGGAGUGUCGAGGAUCUCCCCCCACCAUCAUCGCCAUUGGCGCUACAAUAAUAAUGCUGCCACCGCCCCUGCCCCUCCUUACCAGCAAAAUCUUUACGCUCAAUCCCGACCGCUUUUACAUUCACCCCUGAACGACGUCAACGCUCACCACCACCGCACCCACUUCUUCCAUUCCGCCAGACCGCCCACCUCUUCUCCUUUGGUGCAGCCUCCGCUCGCCCCUCCCCCUCACCCUGCACCUGCCGCUUCCGCUGCCGGUGCUGCUGCUGCUGGAGCUCCUGCGAUGCCGUCGGCCUUUCGUUCCCUGCCGACUCAAUCUGCCCGCCAUGCCCCCUAUCCUUCGGUCGCCAAAUCGCACGCUCAGCAGCAGCACCACCUCCCCGCCACCAAUACCUUUGCCAAUGUUCGGGAACUCAUCGCUCGCCGGCGUCUCGCCCAGAUCACCGACCAUGCCAAUGUCUUCGCCGGGUAUACGAUCGUUAGCCCCGAGGUGGUGGUAGAGACCCUCCUGGGCCCAAUGGGCUCGAUUCCCCCUGCCAAUGGUUUGGAAAAAUUAGAGCUGGUUAUGGCCCAGCAGCGGGUGCAGCCACGAGCCGCCGACGGGACCUUGCUGCCGCCACAGACCCUCAACAUGCGGUCAGAGGAGGUGACCCGGUUGCUGCAGAUGCUGCGGUUCUCUCUGGUCAGCCAUCGUGAGCGGCUAGACGUGCUCCAGAAGAAGGAAUCGGAGGGCGUGAAACAGGAGGUCGACCGGGGAAGCGUGGCGGCCGCCAAGAUGCCGGGCAAAUAUGCCUUUCUCGACCAGCAGCGGGCACUGGCACCCAAUGUUUACCAGUCUCCAUACAACAUGCCCUCGGGCCUGUCGGAGUAUGCCAAGAAGACGUACGGGCUGCUUCCCUCCGAGGACGAGCCGCCCAAGGAGUCCCUGGCGAACGACUUCUUCAAUAGCCUCUCCCAGGAGAUGCAGGAGAAGAUUCUCAAGACAUGCGGUAGCUUUGUGCAACGUGCCAUCGAUCGGUCGGCCAACCACAGCCGCCAAAACUCGGCGUCCAACCUACGGCUGUCAUCGGCGCUUGCCCAGCAAACGGCAAAUCCGACCAUCGAUAUCACGACGGCCGAGGACCCGCCAUUGUCUGGUCUCGACCUUCCGCUCCACGCCGACUCCCCCGUCUCAAAUUUUGGCCGGUCGCAGCUGCGAUUCCAUUCGCCGAACGAGUUCCCCAUGCACGGGCCGGACCCUCACCCUGACCAUCACGAUCUCUUCGGGGACCAGCAAGCCAACACCCGCUUCUGGCAGGAGGGGCCGUGGAUCGCGGGCGAUGGCAACACCCCCAACGACGAGCAUCGGCCCUUCUUCGGCCCGCACGAACGGCUUAAGCAUGACUAUGCUUCCUCGGAUAUAUCACUGGGUAAGGGGCCAGGGUCAUUGCAUUCAGUCGACAUGGCCGGCUUCGGGCCUGAUCCCUCCGAAGAUCUCGUUGCUGGACUGAGUCCCUAA